AUGUGCCAGGUGCUCCUAGAGGAGAAUACCGAGCAGGUUAUCCUUAGGUGGAAGACUUCCCAGAAGUCCGUCUACCGGGUCAACAGUGACGAGGAGCUAGAGUGGGAGCUGGAGCGCACAGCCGUCAGCUGCAAGGCGCUGUUGGACUCAAAAAUUGAAGAGCUGUAUGGAGCAUCUGACGUUUCCGGCGGUGCUGCGGCGCAGCGGAGGAAAGAGCUGCGCGAAAGGGAGCAAAAGAGAGUUGACCGAGCGCGCAAGCGAAAGAUGUGGCGAGAGGCGGAGUUUGCAAGGGAGCUGGACAGACUCCAAAGUUCCGAGAAGCGCCUCCGUGAGGAAGAGCGGCUACGGGACGACGUAGAUAGGGAGAAGCAAGAGCAGGAGGCUCAAGAGAAGCAAAGAAAAGAGCUGAAGUUAGAGAAGCUGGAGGCCGAUGACGGCCUGGUGCGAACACUCAACGUGGCGCAGCUGGCAGACAACCGGGCGCUGAUGCAGAUGGUAGAGAAG
Messenger RNA from Symbiodinium pilosum, 504 nucleotides. NCBI's taxonomy places the organism in Eukaryota, Dinophyceae, Suessiales, Symbiodiniaceae. The record is from the annotation of a GenBank genome assembly.